AGUCCUCUUCACUUCAGGACUUCUGAUGAAGCGCGCCAGACGCUGCAUAUGAGAACAGGCGCAGAAUACUCUCCACCAGUGAGGAAAAAGGGGGAAAGUUGGGCUGGAGAGGAGGAAAAGGAGCCUUUGCUGCUUAUUUUUUCUCUAUGUCAUCGUGGUGACAGGACAGACCCCCUUCUUUGCGGGUCAGCUGAUGAGGGAAGAUGAAGAGCCAAAUCACUAAUGCACUUUCUGACUUCUUCUUCGAGUAUGAGACCCCCCGCCAGGUGCUGGUGAGGAACAGGAGGGUGGGAGUGGUGUGCCGUCUGAUCCAGCUGUUGGUCCUGGUGUACAUCAUUGGGUGGGUGUUCAUCUAUGAGAAAGGUUACCAGUCCACCGACACUGCGGUCAGCUCCGUCUUCACCAAAAUGAAGGGAGUGGGCUACACCAACGUGAGCGGGAAGGAGAGAGCGUGGGAUGUGGCCGACUACGUCUUCCCUCCCCAGGGGGACUCAUCUUUUGUAGUAAUGACAAACUUCAUCAUAACAGAAGGCCAGCAUAUGGGAGAGUGUCCAGAGCUUACAGGGAAGCACAACUGCAGCUCAGAUGCGGACUGUGAAGGAGGGAGUUUCAAACGUACGGGACAUGGACAAAUGACUGGAGUGUGUAACAGAACCACUAAUACCUGUGAGGUGUUGACCUGGUGCCCAGUUGAAGACGACCGCAGCAUACCAGAUCCUCCUCUAUUGAUGAGUGCAGAGAACUACACACUUUUCAUCAAAAAUUCUGUAACUUUCCCUUUAUUUGGGGUCACAAGGAGUAACCUGGUGGAGGGCAUCGAAGGCGGAUACAUCAGUAAAUGCUUUUACCAUCCAAAGGAUUCUCCACUCUGUCCCAUCUUCAAACUGGGAGACAUUGUGAAACUGUCUGGCUUCAGCUUCGAAACGAUAGCCCAAGAGGGAGGGUCCAUUGGUAUUGUUGUUGACUGGACAUGCAACCUGGACAUGGAUGUGAAACACUGUAAACCACAAUACAACUUUCAUGGUCUCUAUGGAAACCCUGAUGAGAAGGACAAAGCCAGAGCAUCUGUGGGAUACAACUUCAGAUAUGCGAAGCACUACAUGGAGAACAGCGUUCCGAAAAGAACCCUCCUCAAGGUGUUUGGCAUCAGGUUUGAUAUCAUCGUGCAGUCACUGGCACGCAAAUUUGACAUCAUCCCAACACUGACAGCAAUCGGCUCUGGCGUGGGAAUCUUUGGUGUGGCAACUGUGGUUUGUGACCUGGUACUCCUCCACUUGCUACCAAAAAGGGAAUUUUACAAAAACAUGAAAUUCAAAUACACAGACUCACAUGAACAGGACCGUGAUUCAGAGGAAGCAAGCACAGAAAACGAGAAGUGACCUGGGAGCACACAAGCCUGUAGGAAUGCUGCUUUAUGAGCUGGACAGCAGGAGAACAAUGCCUUGGACCCUGCAAGAAAAUGCACAUACACACACACACUUGAUGGACCCCUGAAACGAGGAAGGACAAUAUCAAGUGGCAGUGUCACAUGUCCUCUUAUUUGUUUUUGAACCUCAGUGGCAUGUUCAACCGUCGACGUCUAUAAAAGCCACGCCGAGGGACUUCUCAUGGUGUAUGUAGAGCUGCAGAUAAGCACGCUCCGUUUCUGUGUACUUUUUUGGGUGUUGCUCGGUUUGCUUUUGUCCACACUGUGGGUGUAUCCUCCACCGCGUUGACGGUCUCUGCACACGAACAUGUGAGAGAGGAAUACCUGGCACUUUAGAUGUCUGUCAGUGUCUUUGUCAUAGGUAAACAUAGCGUGUGUCUGGAUGUGCUUCUUAAGUCUUUAAUUGAGUGUGUGAAUAUGUGAUCAAGAGUCAAACUAAAUAAAAGAGGUACCAUAGCGUAUACAAUAACGUUUUUUUUUU
Molecule: messenger RNA, 1907 nt
Organism: Cololabis saira (Pacific saury)
Lineage: Eukaryota; Metazoa; Chordata; Actinopteri; Beloniformes; Belonidae
Gene: p2rx1
Product: purinergic receptor P2X, ligand-gated ion channel, 1
Exons: 13
Coding region: 204-1379 (391 amino acids)
Biological process (GO): response to ATP; monoatomic cation transmembrane transport
Cellular component (GO): nuclear inner membrane; plasma membrane
Molecular function (GO): extracellularly ATP-gated monoatomic cation channel activity; ATP binding; purinergic nucleotide receptor activity
Source: RefSeq, a predicted model, not a curated record